Penicilliopsis zonata CBS 506.65 is the source of this 1398-nucleotide messenger RNA. RefSeq lists its product as hypothetical. Gene Ontology annotation, cellular component: MBF transcription complex; SBF transcription complex. Gene Ontology annotation, molecular function: DNA binding; transcription regulator activity. The transcript has 4 exons. NCBI's taxonomy places the organism in Eukaryota, Fungi, Ascomycota, Eurotiomycetes, Eurotiales, Aspergillaceae. Bases 1 to 1398 code for a protein of 465 amino acids. The record is from RefSeq and is a predicted model, not a curated record.
AUGGCGUCUAUAGAAUCCUUACUCAAUCCUCUUCCCGAGUCCUCUUUCCCCUUCGCUGUUCCAGCGCCGUCGAAAAGGGUCUUUACUCCACUGAAGCCUCGUCCAAAGAAGCCCAAGGUGGCCAAAGAUGCCCCGAUCUUCACACGCGGCACUGUCAGAGGCGAUUUGCGCUAUCCUCCAUGUGAAGAAAGAGACGAAGAACUCGCCCAGAUGCAUCGCGAGUUCCAGAUUCAUCCCAUGGGAGAGAUUGCUUCGUUCCCACGGCAUAUCCCAUAUAACAGCGAGAAAAAGUCAUUCCAGGAGAGAACUGGGCGGGAAAGCUUUGAAGUGUUCCAGUAUACAUUCAAGAUUCCGGGCGAAGAGAAGGAGUGGACCGUGAUGUGGGACUAUAACAUCGGACUAGUCCGAACGACACAUCUCUUCAAAUGCAACGACUAUUCAAAGACUACACCUGCAAAGAUGCUAAAUGCCAACCCGGGGCUCCGCGACAUCUGCCACAGUAUAACCGGUGGAGCUUUGGCGGCGCAAGGCUACUGGAUGCCGUUUGAUGCCGCAAAAGCAGUGGCGGCCACUUUCUGCUGGAAAAUCCGAUACGCGCUGACGCCGCUGUUUGGCAUCGAUUUCCCCUCGCUGUGCGUGCCGCCUCACGACCGCGCGCGGUUCGGCAAGAUGGUGAUCGACCGGGCGAUUGUCGAGAAAGCCGCCGAGACAGCCCACCGGUAUCGAGUCUUGGAACUGCGGGCCACGAUAUCCAGCUCUGUCUCGUCUCUGCCUCGGAGCAGCCCCGCAGGACGGCAUGUGAGUCCCCUGAGCGAAGACGAAUUUCCGGCGCGGAAGAAACCAACGAUCCUGCCCCGGCUCUUCCUAGACAGCAGCAGCAGCAGCAGCAGUAGCAGUAGCAGCAAGUCAUUCCGUGGCAGCGGGGUCGAGAGCCUACCGGACCGAUACUGCGUGUCCCCGUCGAGCCCUAGUCCCUGCCAGAACAACACGUUCACCCCCGUGAACACUCCACGCAGCACCGAGACAGCCCCAUCCUCUGUGCCCUCGCCGGGGGCUGUGCUGGCCUCUGUCUCAGACAUGAGCAUGUCGGGGCAGAUGGACAGCGAGGAAGAAGACGAGGAAGAAGAGGGGUGCGCCUCGGACACCGACUCGACACGGUACUCGGAGCUGACGGGUACGCCGAGCGAGUGUAUGUCAGUGACUGGACCUGAAGAUGGCGACGAGGGAGAGCAUGCGCUCGGCGCGGCAGGGACGACGAAGCUGUUUGUCAAGGAGGUCAAGGCGGCGCAUGCACUGCUGAGUCUGCACAUGCAGCAUGCGAGUGGGAGUGGGAGUGGGAGUGAGAGUGCCGUGGAGUCGACGGGGUCGGGGCGCAAGAGACGGCGGGUGUCAAUUUAG